ACUGUCAUUUUUUAUAUCAACAGUAUUUAUAUUUUAUCAGGAAAAUAUAUAAUGAAAAAUAAUAGUAUUUGAUGUUUUGUUGAUAUAUUCAAAUGGGAUCUCUACACUACACUUGAUACUUUUAUUUAAUAGUCUUCAAUAAGAAACAUUUGGGGAGAAAUAAGCGACUAUGAAUGAAAUAUUGUAUUUAAUCUUAAUAAUCCUUCUAAUAUAUAUUUCUGUUUCUUGGAUUCUUCCUCUAAUACUGUCAUGGAUUUUUGAGAAAAAGUUCCAUAUUUCUGUGAGAAUUGGAAGAAUAGCUUUUCCUUAUUUGAAAUUGUGCAAUAUUCAGAUCGUAAAAGAUGGAUUUCAUAUACAUAUAGAAGAAAUAGGAAUAAAAAGCAGUUUUCUUAAUUCUGACCUGACUAAACUUGUUACUCUUGUCGUGAAAGAUGUAAGAAUCAAUAAAAAUAUAGGCGAGGAAGAUGACAUGACACUAAUAAAUGAAACACAACUAUAUAAACCAUUUGAUUUCCAAGAUAAACAGGUUCCAAAAUUGAUUAAUACAUUUGUACAGUUUACUGCAGUUCAUAUAUACUCAAUUUCUGCUAUGUUCUUGAGGGUAAGAGAUCCUGGUUGUCUUAUACACUCAACAGCUAGUGAACUUCAUAUUGACGGCAAUAUAUUUAAAAAUGCAAAAUCUCUUCUUCUCACAUUAAAUUUGAUGGAUGCUACUGCUAAGGUUUUGAGGCAUGCUGAAAAAGAUAAUAAGGAGACAUGCUUGGCAGAGUUUGGCUUUGGGAUUUCUGUGGAAACAGUUCUGGUAGCUCAAGGACCUCUAUCAGUGGAGAAAUUAGAUAUAAAGGUACUUAAGUCCAGCGCCCAAAUCAAAGAUGGAUUUUACAACCUGGGAAGUUCAAGUAAUAACAGAAUAACCACUAGAGAAGUGCAGGAUGACAAUCUGUUUGAAAGAAUUCUUCCAAUUAUACCAAAAAAUUGUUUUAUAAGAAUUGAAGAUAUUUCCCUUAAAGGCAUCAGGGAAAAUAGUCAGGUAGAAUAUAGUUCAAGGUUGAAAAGCGUUAUCUUAACCUACAAAACAAUAAAAUCGGAAGAAGAAACUUCAGAUAAAGGUCCCAUAAUAUUCUCUUUCUACAUGAAUGACUUACAGCUACAGAAUAACAAAGAGAAAUUGCUCAUACUGAACAACCUGAAAAUAGACGCAAAGCUCAAAGACUAUGUAAUCAACUUGUACCUCCAGUUAAACACAUUACUCAUAACUUAUGUACAUACUGUAAUUUAUAGAUGGAUGUAUGACAACUUUUUGAAAGCUUAUAACAGGAAAAAUUCAAGAUAUCUCACUCGGCAGAAACAGAAUUCCGAAUCCAAUUUAGAGAAGAUGCUUAAGAAAUUAACGAUAAACAUUUGUGCUGAAUUUUGCCACGUUUCCGCUCUGUUCCAAUUGAACAAACAGAAUUCAUCUAUCGGAUUCAAACAUUUAAGAUUCAUGCUCGAUCAAGCACAAGAAAAAAGGAUAGAUGGCUCGUACAUCUCGCGUUUACCAAACCUCAUUCUCAAUCGUAGACAUUGGCAAAUCGAGAUCCUGCUGGAGUGUUUUUGGUGGUCCUUCAAACAGAAUGGUCAUGAGUUUAACAAUCCUAAGGUGACACACGUUUGGGGUACUCCUACAUACAUUGGUAUGUGUCUUUUUAAAUUCAAGACGACUGAAGGAUCGUCAGAGAUAAAAAUUGGUUCUCUGAUCGAUACUGUGCAAUUGGAAUGGUCUCUUGAACUUGCGGAGUACAUUUUAGUUGCCAUAAAAUGUAUUAAGCAAUAUAACUUAUCGAAAUCACAAGAAAUGAAGCAAAUGGAGAAAUAUCCGGAUUUCUCAGCAUUUUCCUUGAAUCUGGUAGCUUCGCAAAUCAACUUUUUCUUCCAGUCCCAAAACUCAGAGUAUUUUGUAUUUAGGUUGAACCUGAUGAAAUACGAUAGAAAUCCCAUAUCGAAUAUCGUACAAUUUGAGGAAUUCAAGAUAUUUAACUUAAUCAACGCUGGUGACUAUUAUUCUUGUAUGAGGACCGAAGAUAUAUCGAAUUAUAAGGCUUUUGUGAAAUUGAUAAAUAUGGAGUUUGGCCGAGAGGAUGGUGAUAAUCAGUUGUACAUAGAAUUGGAGGAAGAGGUUACAUUUUUUUGGUCUACCAACCUUCAUCUGAAAGCAUUCUUACUUUAUAAAGACAUAGCCGAGUUCUUAGAUAGUUUGAAGGAAGAACUAGCACUGGACUUCCAAAAUCACAAUCAUAAAAAUGGAACUGUCGUCAAAUUAAUCCUAAAAGGUUGCUUUUGCUUCAACUUGGAGAUCUCAGAGCGACAUUCUGCUAAAAUAUCAUUUUUUGAAACGGAGGUGGAUACGAACAACAUACUCGGUUUAUCUGUACAAGUAGAUUCCAUCCUCAUAGCAAUAGACAAUUCGAAUAUUUUUACAAUCAACGGUUUCAAAAUGUGUGGUUUACAAGAUCAUCCUCUGGUACGCCAAGAGAGGUUAGACGCUGAAAACCUUCAUUUGCCAUGGAACGACACGUGGAAUGUUUCCCUGGAACUCUUCAAAGUGGUUUAUCCCUAUAACCAUAACUAUGCCGAAGCUGUGCAGAAUCAACUGUUGUCCGUUAUCAAAUGGUUGAAAAUUCUACAUAACCUCAAAAAGCCUCCGUUUUCAGAGGGUAGAAAGCUACCCAGAGAUCUGAUUAUAAACGUUAACGAAUUUCUGUUUGAAAUGAGUGACGAUCCCUUCGAGGUAAAACUACGAGAUAACUUUGAGCUUCUGGUAGACGAAUACAACGAGAGUUUAAAGAGACAAAAAGUGCUAAAAGAGAAGGUCGCUCAACUCUGUAAAGUCUACUUACACUUACCAGCCGGUACAGUGGACGAUCUAUACACCAAAUUAAAACAGAAGAACGCAGAGAUCUACAUUCAACGGUCCAAACAAAUGCAGCAGACUGCGGCAAGAACAAGAUUGUUUGCUUGGAGCAUGACCAAAUUAGAAAUCAUCGUGUUGGCCGAUCCUUCCAUAUACGGUUUGAACAACGUUAUGAACCUGAUGAGAGAAAUAGACUCCGAAGCACCUUGGCCAGAGGAAGGCAUCGAAUUUUCCACCCUUUGGUGCAGGAUCGUGUCUCUGCGGUGCAGAGAGUGGAAAUUUCAACUGAGAGAUUUCCCGCAACCGUUGAUGGAUAUAAGACAGUUUUUCAUCAACGGUACUCUCAUUGGGGCCGAGCAACAAGCGCCUAAAAGAGCUAUUCGAACGGUCAAAGUAGAACUCGGAGAACCCUUUGAGCCUUUCGAAGUCGAAAGAGGAAUGCUACCAAUGAAGUACUACCACGAUUUCAACUGCGAGGUGAAGUCUUACAGAUAUGCUUUUGGGCCGUGCUGGGAACCUGUCAUAGCAAUGUGCAAUUUGUGUUUUGAGAAGAUUAUCCCACCUACGAGGGAUCCAUCUCCCCCUUUACCUUUUUGGGAUAAAAUGAGGUUAUUUCUGCACGGCAGACUUACAAUGGUGGUAGAUCAGCUAACCGUCUUGCUGCACGCCUCCUUGGAUCCUUACAACACAACCGAGGAGAUGGAGCUGACUUGGAACAAUCUCAUAAUGGACUGGACCAAUGCAAAAUUCAUCUAUAAGGGAGAUCUGAACAUUUUCGUGAGAACCGCUUCAAAAUACGACGAUUGUCAACUGCUACACUUGCCGAAUUUGAAGCUCAUCUUGGGCAUUAAGUGGAACUGCUUGAGUGAUCCGAACGAUCAUCAUAACGUUGUCCAAUGUGCUCCUGAUAAGAUACCCGAGUACUCCAGCAAUCAAGUCCACGAUUCAUUUCGAGCCUUCAGAUCUCAGAACGUGAGCCUCAGCAUAGUCCUGGAGACUCGACCACCUACUCCUCAACAUCCAUCGAUAAACUUCGACAACCCCACUCUGGUACUGUACGGUAGCACCUUACGUUGGAUAGAGAACCUCAAGCUUAUCCUUUCGGGGGUCACUAGACCCACCAAACGAGGCAGGAUAUUUGCCAACGUUAGGCCCAGGAAGAUCCAGUUGAGCAGGCAUUACAAGAAGGUCCACCUGAUUGUAGGCCUGCAUAAGUUCCAAGUGUGUUACUGGUUGUCCUACGCCAUGCAGAGAGGUUGCGAAAUGUUGGGCGACCGUCUGUCGUCCACAUCGGAGCACGUUCUAUCUCUCGUACCCAUAGAUGACGGCCUCAAGCACCGCCCAAAGGCGGAGUGGUCCAUCCUUUACAUGACCUCGUACCUCAACGACUCCGAGAUCUGGCUGAAGAGCGCUUUGCACGAUGAUACGGACGCGGAGAAGGUCGCCGUGCCCCUUCAACAACCGGUGGAGAAGUGUUUCUGCCUUUCCGUCGCCAAGGUUUCCUACGGAAGAGAGGCGGUGGUGCCAACCCUAGACUUCAACGACAGGAACAAGGACACGCCCACUCAUAGACUGGUCGUUUACGAUCUGAAGGGGGCGUGGACUAAGAGCAACAGGAAUGUAGCGUUGGCUUUAUAUGAUACGUUCAUGAAGAGUAGGCAAUUGAAGAAGAACCUUUCUACUGAUUUGUUGAAGAUAUUCAGGAAAGAUAGUAACAGCACUCCCCUGAAGAGAAGGAAUACCAAAGAGUGUCCUGGUACACCACCGAAUGCUUCUUUACAGGGACUGCAGCCUUCUGCUUCUGUCCAGGAUGGAACUCCAGGAAGUCAAGGUACAAAAUUGCAGAUGGGACAAGCUGCGAACAUGUUGCAACAGUUGAUAGCAGAAGCUGAGAACAACUCUGUAGUGUAUAGCGAUGAUUUGUCUGCUACAAGACAGCAACAUUUGCAAGGACUACAAGCCUGUCAAGAAGAUGAUGUCCAGUAUAAAAAUUGGCAAAUUUCUCUCGUGAAUGCUCAAGUUCUUCUGAAAGGAUGUGAAACCAAGGGAUACGUUAUCCUGAGUGCCGCCAAGGCCGACAUCCUCCAAAGGAUACACAGGCCAGCUUGGAAGGACAGGACCUUGGUGUCCAAAACAACCUGGACAGGACUUUUAGAGUGCAUGCAGUAUUACGCGACUGUCAAUGCUGGAGAAAACGACUGUUUUAAUGAGAACAUUAUGUGGUUAACAAUAAACAAUAUUCAAGAAAAAGAAUCAACACAGAUCUCAGAACCUUCGGAAGUGCCCAACAUGGUGGGCAGUGGCGUCUCAGUUGGUGCUGUUGUAAGCGACACUGUUGGACCUACAAACUCUAGUCAGUUACAAAGGAUUGUGUCUAGGUGUAAAUGUGAAUUUUUUUACGCGAACUAUGGUGACAUCAGUGUGGAUCCAGAGAACCUCUGCGAAGUGCCCCCACCACCUCAAGAAGAGGUGGAUCCGUGGAAUAGAAGCCAGGGAGCUGUAGACGCUUUCACUCUGAUGCAUCACGAUCUUGAAGUCUGCACGAACUCCCUGCAGUAUGCGAUGCUUCUGGAUAUCGUCAACAAUCUGCUCUUGUAUGUUGAGCCUCACAGGAAAGAAGCCUUGGAAAAAUUGGCCAGGAUGAGGUUUCAGCUGCAACUGCAUAGCGUUGAGGAUCAAAGAAAACCUAUACAAAAUCAACAAACAGUUGUGAGGACAACGAUAAGCAAACUUAGAAGAUUGGAGAAAAAUUCCUAUUUGAUAAGCAAGGCUCUUGCAGAAAAUGCCGAAGACAUGGAACUUUUGAAAGAAUUGAACAUUCUACUCAAAGAGGUUGAUGAUUGCAAAAACCAGCUUAACGCAGCGAGCGAGGAGCUCGAUAUGAUGCUGUCUUGCUUUAAAGAAGGACAGCUCUUGGCCAACAGCAGGCUUGCCACUACAAGGAGUGAUAAGCCCAUUACUGUUGUCAGAUCUAAUGAAAUAUGUUUUAAACACGCACAAUGGAGACUUACAGAAGCCGAUGGUUUAAUUGGGAUCGCAGAUUUGGUUCUGAGCAAUUUUUUGUAUACAAAAAAAUCGAAUAGUGAUGAUUCAGUUGUUCAUCUUUUGGAGUUGGGAUAUUUGAGAAUGACUAAUUUGUUGCCUAAUGAGAUUUACAAAGAGGUCAUCUGCCCUACUGAGAUACAGUUUGAAAUGCCCAUCGAACACAAGAAGGUGUUGAGGAUAUUCUGUAGAGAGAAACCACCAGUGGGAGGAAUUUCCGUAAAAGAACACUUUGAAAUUAAUCUUGUUCCUCUAAAAAUAGAAUUAACUAAGAAAUUCUAUAACACCAUGAUGAAGUUCUGUUUUCCGGAAAGAGAUACGGAACACCCAGAAUACUCUGACAGAAUGUCUGAUGAUGGAGAAUUGGAAAGCAAAGGCCACAAAAAGACUAAAGCAAACAAGAAAAACAGGGAUUCGAACUUCUAUGUUCCAAUAGACGAUGUAGAAAUAAUGAAGGAAAGAGCGGAGAAGAAUAAACUGUUUGUUUAUAUCAAAAUACCAGAGGUGCCGAUUCGCUUGAGUUACAAAGGGUCCAAAGAAAAGAAUUUGGAGGAUUUGAGAGACAUAUCGUUAGUUAUACCAACUUUAGAGUAUCAUAAUAUGACUUGGACUUGGUUAGAUCUUUUAAUGGCGAUAAGAAAUGACAGUAAAAGCAUAUCAGUGGUUUCUCAGGCCAUCAAGCAGAAACUUAUCAAGAGAAAAACUGGAUCUUCUGAGGAAAGUUACUCCCCACAAGAGGAAGAUAAAGCAAGAAUGCUUUUUGGUGAAAGACAUGCUCCAGAAAAUAAAAGUAUCAGAAAAGGCGUAGGGGGCGUUUUUAAAUUCGGCAAAGGUACUUGAAAGUUACAGAUACCUUGGUUGCUCAAGUCGAAAAAGGAAUAAUUGCAGUAUGGAGUGAAGUUUCAUACAAGAUUGUGAAAGUGGAAAGUUUACAAAGAUGUAUAAAUGUGAUAUUAUCUAUUCCAUGUUAUUUAUUUUAUAGAAUUAUUUUUACUGAAUAAACAUUAUGAACUUCA
Harmonia axyridis is the source of this 6948-nucleotide messenger RNA. It is a transcript of the gene hob, whose product is annotated as protein KIAA0100. Lineage: Eukaryota; Metazoa; Arthropoda; Insecta; Coleoptera; Coccinellidae. The transcript has 33 exons. The record is from RefSeq and is a predicted model, not a curated record. Bases 170 to 6772 code for a protein of 2200 amino acids.